AUGACAGGAAGCGUUAGCACUUCGCCAACUCAAGCGACGACGACGCGAAGUUCAUCUCGAGUGAAGUCGACGACGACGGCCGUCAAAGCCGGGAGCGAGACCGAGGACGAAAAGAAGGUGACGGAACCUGCGCUAGACCCAGAGAGUGGGACCGCGUCAGUGCUGCCUGCCGGUAAGAAGUUUAAAGUCAUGGGAUGGGAUCUCGAAAACUUCGGUACAAAGUUCCAAUCUCGUCCCCAAGAGUAUGCAACGGCCGAGAAGCGAAUCGAUGCACACUGGGAAGUUUUGCCUGCACACCCGUUCGAAGGGGAAUACAUCGAACUAGAUUAUUCCGACGAACAUGAGAAGAAACUAGCGGAAGCAAACAAGAAAGAAAUAGAGCGUGAAGAGCGGCAUCGCGAAGAAGCGGAAUAUUGGGAGCGAGAACGCAUCAAGGCUGAAGGACGCCGGAAGCACGAGAUAGACUUGUGCAACGGCUGGCACCCGAAGGGGAUGACAAAGAUGAGGCGUGUUGGGACGCGCAAACGCGAGAAGUAUGAAGACAAGCUGAAGGCUAUCGCACAACACAUGGGCCACGACUGGAAGCGGACAGCGGUUGGAUGGAUUGAGUCGUCAGAUCGAAGUCUGCUCAAGUCGACUUGCAUGUAUGUGUGGAACACAGCGAUGAUCGAUCUCACGGAGGACGAAUACCAUUACCGAAUCCGGGAAAUCAACGCAUCUGCGAUUGGACCCAUUCGAUAA
Molecule: messenger RNA, 741 nt
Organism: Aphanomyces invadans
Lineage: Eukaryota; Oomycota; Saprolegniomycetes; Saprolegniales; Verrucalvaceae
Exons: 5
Coding region: 1-741 (246 amino acids)
Source: RefSeq, a predicted model, not a curated record